GAGCGCGCGCCGAUUGCGCUCACGAUCUCCGUUUCAUUCCGCGUAUCAGAGCCGGUCAACAUUAUUGACGAUGGAAAGCUGAGCCAUUUUCAUUCAUAGACCAAAACAAUAAAGCAGAGGUCAUUCAAGAACCGCCAGCAAACGAAGGGAUUUUACUCACGCCACAUUUGAGGUUUUGAGUAUUUGUGGGCCUUAGCCAUGGGCGGGACCAAAAGUAAACCCAAAGACCUAGGCCAGCGCUCCCGUAGUCUAGAUGACGGCACCGGAGGACACCACCACAGUCCCAACCAAUCAUCAUUUACACCCAACCGAAGCCCGCCGGUGGACGGCACCAGACGUGGAACCCAGCCGAACGUCAUCAAUGCAGAGCAGGCGCUGUUCGGAGGUGUUACCUCCACAAAUAACAGCAUCACCUCACCUCACAGAGGCCCGCUAGCGGUCGGCGUGACCACAUUCGUGGCUUUGUAUGACUACGAGUCACGCACCACCUCCGAUUUGUCAUUCAGGAAAGGAGAACGACUUCAGAUUGUCAAUAACACGAGAAAGUUGAACCCAAGGGAGGGUGACUGGUGGAUGGCGCGCUCGCUGACGACUGGAGAGAGUGGCUACAUUCCCAGCAAUUACGUGGCACCGUCUGACUCCAUCCAGGCUGAAGAGUGGUACUUUGGAAAGAUCACGAGAAGGGACUCUGAGCGACACCUCUUGAAUUUGGAGAACAGGAGAGGAUCUUUUCUGGUCAGAGAGAGUGAGACCACAAAAGGUGCCUACUGUCUUUCUGUCCUGGACUAUGACAACGUCAAAGGCCUAAAUGUCAAACAUUACAAGAUCAGGAAGCUGGACAGCGGGGGAUUUUACAUCACGUCACGCACGCAGUUCAGUACGUUACAGCAGCUGGUGAACCACUAUCGACAACACGCAGACGGUCUGUGUCACUGUCUAACUGACGUGUGUCCAGUCCUGAAACCUCAGACUCAGGGUCUCGCACGGGAUGCUUGGGAAAUCCCACGAGACUCUCUGAGACUGGACGUCAAACUGGGCCAGGGCUGUUUCGGGGAAGUCUGGAUGGGUACGUGGAACGGUACGACACGCGUGGCUAUUAAGACUUUGAAGCCUGCCACCAUGUCUCCUGAGGCCUUCCUACAGGAGGCGCAAGUGAUGAAGAAACUCCGUCAUGAGAAGCUCGUGCAGCUUUAUGCUGUCGUCUCUGAGGAUCCCAUUUACAUUGUCACUGAGUACAUGGGACAAGGAAGUCUGUUAGAUUUCCUGAAAGGUGACAUGGGGAAAAUGCUGCGGUUGCCUCAGCUUGUGGAUAUGGCCUCACAGAUUGCCUCUGGAAUGGCAUACGUGGAGAGAAUGAACUAUGUGCACAGGGACCUCAGGGCUGCCAACAUCCUGGUGGGUGAUAACCUGGUGUGUAAAGUGGCUGACUUUGGCCUUGCCCGUCUCAUAGAGGACAACGAGUACACGGCCAGACAGGGAGCAAAGUUUCCAAUUAAGUGGACUGCGCCAGAGGCGGCACUGUACGGCCGUUUUACCAUCAAAUCUGACGUGUGGUCAUUUGGGGUCUUACUCACUGAGCUGACAACAAAAGGCAGGGUGCCUUAUCCAGGUAUGGUGAACAGGGAGGUAUUAGACCAGGUGGAGCGUGGUUACCGGAUGCCCUGUCCCGCAGAGUGCCCAGACUCCUUGCACGAGCUCAUGCUCACCUGCUGGCGUAAGGAGCCCGAAGAGAGGCCGACCUUUGAGUACCUCCAGGGUUUCCUGGAAGACUACUUCACCUCGACUGAACCACAAUACCAACCAGGGGAGAACCUCUAGAAAAAACCUUGAAGAACCAGCUCAGUGUGAAACCAUAGACACUUGGAGGCUUGGAAAUAAUUAUACAUGUAUCCGAAAACAAUAUUGAUCCGUGGAGGCAUCCAUCUGUGAUUCCACAUUGCAGACUCUGUUCAGUACAGCUGCCUCGGUUUUAAAGCAACUUAUUGGGUUUUUCAGUGAUCUCCCUUGCAUCACUCCCUGUUAUUAUUGUUGCAUGUUUUUUCACUUGGAUGCCAUUUUCAUUGCUAUCCAACUGAAAACGCAAAGAUCUUGCAUCCUUUGACAAAUUGCAUCUCCAGCCAUGCAACUCAGCUUUUGCAGAUAAUCAUUGCGAGUCUUCAUUUCCGAGGCUAUGUAACCAGUACCGAUUGAUCUUUUGCUGUUUUACCUUGACCUCAAUGUACCGCCACCUCGCUGCUCCUAAACCCCUUGAGUAGAUCUGUCACUCAUUCUUUCUUCUCCUCCCCCCCUCAAUCCAUCACUUCUCUCGUUCCAUCUCCUUUAUACCCCCAGUACCUCAAGCUCCUUUCGCACUGGGGUCCUCCAUAAGUCUAUGUCCUUGUUCACUGAAUGCAGAACAGUCAACCGUAUUCCGUGAAGUCUGAAGAGACACGUCAAAGGGACGAAACUUGAUAGCCAACAUCAGAUCUCCAAUAGGGGCGACGGCACCUCUGUUGGGAGGCAAUUGUGGUUGUAGUGAUACGUUCCAAUUAAUGUCUUCCAAUAGAAAUCCAGGGUCUGUAUCUGAACAAACAUGAUAUUUAUGCCUUUAACUGGUAAAAAGUACAUUUUUGUUGUCCCACUGUUUCUUUCUUGUAUGAAGCUGGAUCAACUGGAAUAAAGAAUGUGAUUGGCUGAUCACUGGUCACAUGACAUCUUGGCUCUGGCAGAUUGGGCGAAAAAACGUUCAGACUGAAAUAUUCAAAAUGAACCAUUCUUCCUUUUGAUAUGGAUGUGUAAUGAAUUAGAUAAUCGUAAAUAAUGUCAUUUUCAUUUGAUAUAAUAAUUCUACUAUUCUAGUACUCAAAACAACUACUGAUAUAUAUAGUUUAUUUCAUUUCAAGCAGAGGUGACUGUAUGGUCCUUCUUUGUGUGCCAAUGCAAAUGAGAAAAAAAUUAUUUUGUACUGUUUUAUUAUGUAUAAAAUGUAUUUUUAUUAAUGUCAUUUUUUUGUAUCAAAGAGGAUGAUCAUGCUUUGUAACUAGAAUUUAAAGGGAUAGUUCACCCAAAAAUGGAAAGUCAGUCAUUUAUUCACCCUCAUGUCGUACCUUUAUGACUAUUUUUCCUUUCGUGGAACACAAAUGAAAGCAUAUUUUGACUUCAUCAAGCUUUAAAUAAGCACAAAACGCAUAAAAGUACCAUUAAAGUAGUCCGCUUUGUAAUGCAUGCGCUAUGUUCCAAAUCUACUAAAGCCAUGCGAUAGCUUUGCGUUAGGAACAGACUGAAAUUUAAGUCAUUAUUCAUUGAAAAUCUUCCCCUUCUUCCAUUGCUAUCAAAUCUCAUUCACAUUUCUGUGUAUUCAAACUUGGCACAUCGUGAUAGGUUACAAGGACACACAAGAACCUGUGGCAUUUGCCAUCACUGAUGUCAAAUUUCAAUGUAUGAGGAAAAAAAAGAAAGUUAUAUGGGUUGGAACAACAUGAGGGUGAGCAAAUUAUGACAGAAUUUAUUUUUGGGUGAACUAUCGCUCAAGAAUAUUGUUCCAGAGAUGCUUGAACUAACUGACUCAAAUCUCGUUAAAUGCUUGAAUUUCACGUGUUUUGUCUUUUAUAUAUGUUUUGGCUUUUGGAGACAAAAUCAGACACACAUAGUCAAAGUUGCCAAUAAUUUACUUCGUUAUAACAUCUUUGCCUCUUUCUCUGAGAUGAAAAGUGAAGCUGGGUAACAUUCUCAAGUCUAUUGCUAGUACUUUAAUGUAAGAUCUUUAUAGAAACACACUGUAAUGUCCCACAGAAAGCCAUCAACCUUAUCUGUAAGCUGUUUCAUGUUAGAAUCGUGUGUUAAAUGAUGGUUGUACUAGCAUAACUGAUCUUAGGUCAGCUUUUACAGAAUGCUUGUUGACAGACAGUAUGACAACGGUCACCUUUGGCCGUGAAACAUGCCCAAAAAUAAAUUAAUCACUGCUGAGACUAUGUAGAAUGGAUUUCAGCUCAAAUGUGGGGAUAUAGUUUACUGAUAUGAUAAUAAUGGUUUGGAACUGUGAAUAGUUGGUUAAGACAGGUCCUAACAAGUUGUUUAGAAUGGCAUGCAAUUGUGGUACUUUAGUUGGUAGAUAUGAUCUCCAUUGACGCCUGUCAAUAUUACUGUAAAUACUUUCUUAUGGUUACUGUAAAUAUUCUUUUCAUAUUUAUUCAUCAGGUUUAUGAUCAGCAGAGCUUUGUUUCUCCCCUCAAGAUCAGCAUUAUAUGUAGACGGUCAUUCCUGUGCGAAAAAAAAAAAACAACAACAACAACUUUGAGAUGCAACUCAAACCCUGUUUUUCUAAGAAAUGCAACUGUAAAUAAUCUUGAAUUAAACACAGUUGCUAUAUGAACGCGCUGUUCAAUCACGUGUUCUGAUUCGAUCAAUACGGAAGCCCAUUUACGCCACAUGAAAAAAUAUGUACUCAUAAUUUAGAAUUUUUAUUAUAUAAUUCUGAUUACUUAUCUCAUAUUUACGACUUUUAAAAUCGGAAUUGUCACAUCUCAUCAUUUUGAUUUUUUUUUAAAAAUCUAAUAAUUUACUUUUUAUCUCGUAAUUAUUCAUUUGAAUCUAAUAAUAUGAAUUUAUUUCAGGAUUAUGACUUUUAAAAUGACAGUUAUGAUUUACUGUCUCAUAAUUAUGACCGUCAUAAAUAAGACUUUCAAUCUAAUAAUUGUCUUUAUCUCACAAUAUUUUACUUUUCUCAUAUUUAUAACUUUUAAACUCAGAAUUAUUUAACUUUCUCAGAAUUUCGAUUUUUUUUUUUUUUUUACUGCUAAUUGACUUGGUCAUAAUUAUGACUUUUAAUCUAAUAAUUUACUUUUUAUUUCGUAAUUAUUUUACUUUCUCAGAAUUUCGAUUUUUUUUUUUUUUUUUUAUCUGCUAAAUGACUUCUAAUCUAAUCAUUUUGAUUUUUUUUUAAUCUCAUAAUUAUGACUUUGAAGCUAAUAAUUGACUUUAUCUCGUUAUUAUGAAUUAGUAUCUCAAAAUUACAACUUUACCUCAAAAUUAUGACUGAAUCUAAUAACUAAGCACAGUUUUAUUUUUCAUGUGGCUGAAAUGAGCUUUCAUAGAUCUGGUCUUUUCGUCACCGUGUAUUUAUUUAAAAUAUUUCUUUAUUUCUUCACAGUUUCAUCUUUAACAAAAAUAAUGAUUUCUUUAUUUCUGACAGGAAACGUUUUUAUCAGCGUCGCGACUUUUAAUUGUAAUUAAUCUGCUGUUGAAUUUGACAGGUAGUCAAAUUACAGCAGAGUUAAACUGCACUGUACAUUAUGCAUCACUGUAAAAUAAUAUGAGUAAACUAACAAUAUUUGGCGAUGGAUUAUGGGAUGUUGUUUUUCCUCGCUUAUGACCUGGGAAAUGACAGCUUACAUGCGAUUAGAACUGGGGCAAACAAAGAAUUAAAGCAAAUCACCACAUAUAAUAAUAAUAAUAUUAAUAAUAAUAAUUAAAACUAAAAUCUUACUUUCAUGGUCAAAUCUACAAGUAACCACAAUAUUAGUGCAACUCCAUCUAAUUUCUUGAGUAUUCAAACUAUGCAGUUGUUUUCUAUGAGCUGCCUAUCUAUAUUUUAACCGCAGUUAAAUAUGAUUUAAUUCCAGGUGCUUGUUCCCGUCCCAUUGUACAGUUCUGCAGUGACCUGUUUCAAAAUAAGAAAUAACACUGAAAUGAGAUUUGUACUUUAAAAAAAAUGUAUGACAAGGUGUUAUCUUUUUUUAUAAGUGCAAUAAACUAUGUUUAUAAUGCUUGGA
Myxocyprinus asiaticus (Chinese sucker) is the source of this 5750-nucleotide messenger RNA. Its product is annotated as proto-oncogene tyrosine-protein kinase Src-like. The record is from RefSeq and is a predicted model, not a curated record. The transcript has 13 exons. Lineage: Eukaryota; Metazoa; Chordata; Actinopteri; Cypriniformes; Catostomidae. Gene Ontology annotation, biological process: negative regulation of intrinsic apoptotic signaling pathway; protein phosphorylation; innate immune response. The coding region runs from base 199 to 1818 and encodes 539 amino acids. Gene Ontology annotation, cellular component: extrinsic component of cytoplasmic side of plasma membrane. Gene Ontology annotation, molecular function: non-membrane spanning protein tyrosine kinase activity; ATP binding; growth factor receptor binding.